Messenger RNA from Agelaius phoeniceus (red-winged blackbird), 2465 nucleotides. NCBI's taxonomy places the organism in Eukaryota, Metazoa, Chordata, Aves, Passeriformes, Icteridae. The record is from RefSeq and is a predicted model, not a curated record.
CGUUUCUCUGUGGAAGUGCUGACCACCUCAUGGCUCCUCUGACCUCUGUUCUGCCCGUGGAAGGGGCCCCCCUGCAGCCUCUGCCACUAUCACCUGUUGGGUGGUACAAUGCUGUUCUCCAGCCAGCCUUCCACCUCCCCUACCCAGAUGACACACUGGCCUUCGUGGUCCUCAGCACGCCAUCCAUGUUUGACAAGGCCCUUAAGCCUUUUGUGAGCAAAGAACGAUUAAAAAUAAUCAGGGAUCCUGUAGAUCAGUGUGUUUCCCAUCAUUUAUCACGUGUGAAGGAGAAAUUCCCUGACCAGAGGGUGGAUAUCAUGUUUGAUUACGAGAUGCUGCCGAGCCGAAAGCCCAAGUUCCUGGCACAGACAGCUGCCCACGUUGCUGGAGCUGCAUAUUACUACCAAAGGAAGGAUGUGAAGCUCGAUCCUUGGGGGAAAAAGAAGAUCUUUGGCGUUUGUAUCCAUCCCAAGUAUGGUGGCUGGUUUGCUAUCCGAGCUCUGCUGCUCUUCCCGGCCAUCCAGGUGCCGUUCCUGGAGCAGCCCCCCCCUGUGGACUGUGUGAGCUCCGAGGAGAAGAGGAUUGAGCUGCUGGAGCUGUUCAACUUCCACUGGCAGGACGGCCGCUACAGGGACAUCAUUGAAGUGAAGGAAAGGUACUCGGAGGAGCAGAAAACCUACUUUGCCACUCCUCCAGCCGAGAGAUUCCGGCUGCUGGGGCUCUCACAGGAAGCCCAGAGAAUCACAUUUCACUGAGAAACCGGCUCCGCGGAGGGCAGAGGGCAGCAAAGGGUCACUCAUGAGCACCGGCUUUUCCCGGUACCGAGGAGGAGGAGGAGGAGGAUGGUUAUGCUGGUACAGACAUGGCAAAUCCGAGCAGCCUCAAUGCAAACAUUGCAAUCAAAGCUCCCCAAAGAGAGGAGCACUGCUCUGCUCUCUGUUCUGUGCUGCUGCUGAUCUGGGGUGUCCUUUGGGGAGCCCAGUGAGCUGCCAUUAGCCUUUGGUUGGGAGUAGUUUAGACAUCCUGGCAACUUCAAAAUCGAUGCUGCUCAUUAGAAAAAUCACUCUUGUUCUCAAAAAUUUUCUUUCUGAAGGUUCUGUUUUUAUUCUUUGUAGGUGUAAAAAAAAAAUCAGUAGUUGUACUACUUAGUUGGAUUUUGUCUAAACUUGGGGCAGGUACUUUUUUAGAUGUAGCCAGCCAUUUUAUUAACCCUCCCUAGGGAACACAUGUCCAGUCUUUAUAGCCUUGCCUAGGUCACAUUUAAGCAUUUAUCCAUUCAUAGAGCUGACUGGAAUAUUUGGAAAGAUGCUGAGUAAUGUCCAUAUGAUUGGAGGUUUUACUCACGUUAAGAUAACUGAAAAAGACAAUUCUCAUGGCCUUUUCUAAGGUAGACCACAUUUGUGUUGAAAGUAUUUUUCAGUGCCAGCACACAGCACACCCCCCACAGUUACUGCCACACUUUCCUGGUGUGCUUUCUUUGUGGGAAAGACUGUAAACCUGCACACAUGUAAAAGCCAUGGCACAAGGCCUUGCCACAUGCACAGGCAAACAAGCACAGAAGAAAGGGAAAUAUUAAUGACAUUUAUGUUUCUCAGAUUGCUGGAUUAAACAUGUUCAGACAGAAGCAACAUUUUUUCCAUUACUUUGUCCUGUUACAUUUGUUCAGAGGCUACAAUGCACCUGGAAAUCAGGAAUUAAUUUCUCUGAGCAAUUUGAGGCUCAGAUCUCGUUAAAGUAAUAUAAUACAUUAAAAUAAUAUUUUAUGGGAAUUGUUUUACUAGACUGCUGUGCAAUGCUGCAAAUGGACAGGCACUUUUUUCCCUUUGAGGGUACUAACACGAUGAUGAAGAAAUACUCACUUUGCAGAACUGAGCCCUUUCUUUUUAUGUUGGGAUUCUUCAAAGCUUUGGAGACUCCACCAGGAAGGUUGCCCUCACCAUUGAUACAGUUGCUCACAGUCAGUACACUAACUCAUUGUAAUCCAAAUUCAGGAUAACAAGUUUGCUGCCCUGUAGACAGAGUAGUGAGCGUGUGAUCACUGGGUUUGUUCACUGCAUUUGCUGUUACAAAAAAUUCUUUGUUGCUUUCCAUGCUUUGUUCAUCUCUGACUAAGGCAGACACCUGACUUAGAACGUGAUAGAGGUAUUGUGAUGUUUAAUUUAAGGUAAAGAAUGAAAUUUGUUUAAAAUCUGUUCUUUUGUUACAGAAUUACUUCUGGUUCAAAUUUGUUUGAUGUUUCAGAACUUUGAAACUGAACUGUAAUUUAACAGGGUCUUGAGGUAAUGGCUCAUACUAGUAAACAAGACAAAGUACUGAUUCUCUUAGAAGAUAAAUAUAGAUUUGAAUCAGAUCUAUCUUUUUAUACUACAAUUUAAAGUAAAUUAUUUUGAUUUUUUGGUAUUGAUUUCUUACAAAUAUUUAAUAUUUUGUCUUAAUUUAUUAAACAGAUUACCAUGGUCAAUGCA